CUAGUUCCUAAAUUCAUAAUUCCUUGACGUUGCCUCACUCCCUUGUCCAUCUUCAAUUCUUCAUUCAGUCAUAAACUCAUAGCGACGGCCUACCGCCAUUACCGAACUCGACGGCGGCGCCCGACAAGGCGAUAAGGUCCGAUUCGUAGACAAACCUUCAAUUUCAAAUCCCUAAUAAGUUUUCCCCGCACAGCAGUUAGCUAAACUCUACUCCAAUGGGGGAAAAACGGAGGAAGAACAAUGGCGGCGAUAAGGGGGACGACGGAGAAGCUAGCACUUCCAUUGAUACCAAAAGAGAGAACCAAAACACGAGGGAAACUCUGCUGCCAUCCUCGAUAAAGAACAAGGAAAAAAGAUCUGCUGUCCAUGCGAAGCUCAAGCAGGAGAAGAAGCUAGACAAGCGCAAGAAGGCUAAAGCCCGCGAAGCUGCUGAAAAAAGGGCUCUGGAGCUCGGUGAAGAGCUUCCUCCUAAGAAGAUCCCCCGCACUAUAGAGAAUACCAGGGAGGCUGAUGAGACUGUCUGCAAACCUGAUGAUGAAGAGCUCUUUGCUAGCAAUGAUGUGGAUGAAUUUAGUGCUGUACUCAGGAAAGACCAAGUUCCUAAGAUUUUGAUCACAACGUCCCGGUUGAAAUCCACAAGGGGGCCUGCAUUUAUUACUGAAUUGCUCUCUGUUAUUCCUAAUGCUCACUACUACAAGCGAGGGACAUAUGACCUAAAAAAGAUUGUUGAAUAUGCAAAAGGAAGGGAUUUUACUUCCAUUAUCGUUGUACACACUAAUCGUUGGGAACCAGAUGCUCUACUCAUCAUAGGGCUACCUGAUGGUCCUACAGCUCAUUUUAAGCUCUCAAGACUUGUCCUACGGAAGGAUCUCAAGAAUCAUGGAAAUCCAACUAGUCACAUACCAGAGCUAGUUUUGGCCAACUUCACUACGCGUUUGGGGCAUCGAAUAGGGAGGAUGAUUCAAGCACUUUUUCCACAAGAUCCCAAUUUCAAAGGCCGGAGAGUUGUAACAUUUCACAACCAGCGUGAUUUUAUUUUUUUCCGCCAUCAUCGUUAUAUAUUUGAGACAAAGCAAGGCAAACAGGACUCACAAGGGAAAAAAGGCAAAGAGAAUGAGGACCAGACUAACCCCCAGGAAAAAGUUGUUGCCCGUCUUCAGGAAUGUGGUCCACGUUUUACGCUGAAAUUAAUUAGCCUCCAGCAUGGCACCUUUGAUACAAAGGGUGGGGAAUAUGAAUGGGUUCAUAAGCCGGAGAUGGAUACCAGUCGUCGGAGAUUUUUCUUGUGAUGCUUUGCCAUGGAGUUUCAGUAUCAUCAUACACCCAACACCCUGGCCCCAAGCUGGCAUAAACCAAUCUUUAGACUUUAUUCUUGUUGCAUAAUUAUGUAGAAGUCGUCGCUAAUGUUUUCCUUGUUACGGUAAGUUUAUUCAGCUCACAUGUUUUGUUGCGGCUUAUAUUUGUAUUGACAGUCAAGUUGAGAAUUAGUUGCAAUAUUAUAUAUUCUUCAAGUAUAUCAUUAAUUUU
Ipomoea nil (Japanese morning glory) is the source of this 1527-nucleotide messenger RNA. RefSeq names its product ribosome production factor 1. Gene Ontology annotation, biological process: maturation of 5.8S rRNA; maturation of LSU-rRNA. Gene Ontology annotation, molecular function: rRNA primary transcript binding. NCBI's taxonomy places the organism in Eukaryota, Viridiplantae, Streptophyta, Magnoliopsida, Solanales, Convolvulaceae. The record is from RefSeq and is a predicted model, not a curated record. The transcript is spliced from 11 exons. The coding region runs from base 216 to 1289 and encodes 357 amino acids. Gene Ontology annotation, cellular component: preribosome, large subunit precursor; nucleolus.